AUGGCAAAUUUUGGGAGUGAGGGGCAGGACCACAAAAUGCUGUCACCCGCUUCCUGCUCUCUACCAACAGCCAAUCUCCAAGAGAAGAGACACAAACAGCAGGAGUGUGUUUCCCAGGGGAAAGGUAUUGUCAUCCAUUUAACUUCUCCAGCAAGGCAUGGAGACUGGGAGAGAUCAGAAGGAAAGGAAUUGGCCUGCUCAAUGGCUAGGGAGGACAAUGGAAUAACUACGGCAGAGGAGAAUGAAGGAAUAGCAGAAGAAAAUGUUUCUUACUCUGAAGAACGCAUAAACCUACCAGCUUCAUCGCUCCCAUCUUCUCCUUCAAUUUCUGGAUUUUUAGGCGAAUUCUUUUUUCCAACCGUUUCUUCCCCUUUAGCAUCUUCAGUAAACUCCUGUGGUUCUUCCGAAACAGCGCCUUUGAUUAGCCUUGUCAAAUCCCUGUCAACAGAAAUCGAGACCAAGGAUGUGUCAUCUCUGAAACCGAAGCCUUUGCUUAGCCUGGUCAAGUCCAUCUCCACUGAAAUCUCACGUCACGAACCAGAGGUUACCCAGUCAAAGUCAGACUCAAAGCUGAACCUGUACCUGUGGCACCAGUUAACCCAGCCCAGGGGAAGAAAUGGAGAUUCCAAGACAGCUCCACCAUCGCCACUGCUUUCACCAGCCGAGAGCAAAAUUAGUUUCUUCAAGGUUCCUGAAGUCGAAGCCAAGCUUGAAGACACCAAAAGGAAGUUCUCCGAGGCUAUCCAAGAGCCAUUGAGCAUGCUAAGUAAGAUAAUUGGAGAUGAAAGUAGUGGAAGCCCCAAAUCUAAAGCAUCACAAUCAAACACCAGUAGCACAGAUUCCUUCUGUUCCCCCAACUCUGAAGACUGCAGCAAUGAUGCAUAUAACAAGAACAAAAGGCCUGGGUUUGAUAAGUUCAGAAUGGAGAUGCUUAAAUCAGAAAAGAGAGAGGCUGGUAGACCACCUCAUACAGAAAUGUCUUCUCCAGGAAGACAUGCAAAAGGGAAACAGAGGAAACAAUAUCUGCCCUUUCCACAGGGUUAUGGGGACACCAGUAACCCAAGGUAUGAGAUCUGUUCGGAUGGAGAUGUGCUACAGAUUAUAGAAACUGAGCCCAAUGAAGACAACAUGUGGUGUGGACAUGAUACCACAUACUCCUAUUCCAGUCAAGCCUUGAGUCCACUACAACCUUCUCAAAAAGUGCCAAGUAAAACUCUAAUGUGUUUUGCCGCUCUAGCCUACAGCUAUUUUGUAUUACCGCUGCCAUCGUUCUUCUCUGGCCUCUGCGUUGGACUUGCCUGUGGAUUUAUAAUGGGCCUACUCAUCAUUUCACUGCAGACACCAAGGCUUCCACAACCCAUCCACAUAAUCCCGCUGGGUGGUGAACCUCUGCAGUCGGAGAACAUAAUUAGGGAACCCAAGGAUUCCGAAAUUGUCAAGGGAUGGAUGAAUGAAAUCUAUAACUACGAUCCUGAGACUUACCAUCUGUCACUGACUUUCUCAGUCUAUGUGACACUAGAGGGGACAGCACUGAGGCUGUCGUACCCAAGGAGUAAUAUCCCUCGCCGUGCAUACUUCGAUGAAGGCAAACAUGAUAUGGUGUUCAUCAGCCAUCGCUCCUGUGACCUAGCAGACAGCAAGAUUUUUCUCGUCCCACCAGGCCUGGCAAAGAAAAGGAUGUGGAAUAAGAAGUACCCCAUCUGUAUUUUCCUCAGAGAGGCUGUGCCCUACAAAUUCAAAUGCUCCGGAGACAGAGAGGUGAAGGCAGACAGGGACACUGACGGGCAAAGGGACAGGCCAGAAAGCACACUGACACCAGAGGAUCUCCUCAGACAUCAUGCAGAAAGUGGGGAAAAUACACUCUUCCUCUUUGGAAGGACAGGAAGGGAGAAAGAAGAAUGGUUCAGAUAUUUCCUGCUGGCUUCCAGGAUGCAGUCAGAGGACAAGAAGAGCCUCAGCAGAGAUGGUGGGAAAGCUGGUACUACACAGAAUCCCAGCGCUAGCCCAUUGGGGAGAUUGGCUUACAACGACAGCAGCGGCAGAAGCAGUGCAGAAGAUCUCCCGUCCCUUUUCAAAACCAAAGACUUGGCUGGAAACAUCAAGCAAAAGAUUCAGCUGGAGUACAGCACAUACAUGGCAAAGUUCACUGUUUCAGACAACUGCAGCCCUUGUCCGAGCCCUGAACAUAGUACAACCAACAGCCCAAUCAAGGGCCAGAUGCCUGGUGAAGCCCGAGUCAAUGCAGAGCCCCAACUGUCCUGGAUAAAUGCAUUGAUUGGGAGAAUCUUCUGGGACUUCCUACGGGAAAAGUACUGGGCAGAUCAAGUUGCUCGGAAAGUUCAGAAGAAGUUAAGCAAGAUCAGGCUGCCAUAUUUCAUGAAUGAGCUGACCCUCACAGAGUUGGACAUGGGGACGCUGCUACCUGUGGUCACCCACUCUUCAAGUCCAUCUGUCAACCAAAAAGGCCUAUGGGUGGAUUUGGAAAUUGAGUACCAUGGGGCUUUGCAGAUGACACUGGAAACCAAAAUGAACCUGUGCAAGUUGGGGAAGGAGUCGAUGCCAGAGGGAGCCCGACUGACUGACACGAGAACAGAGCAGCGCAAACCCCGAGCACUUGUUCUGGCAGACAGUGAUGAGGAAUCUUCAAGUGCUGGGUCUUCAGAUGAAGAGGAAGUGCCUUCAGCAGAACCACAAGGUGUUGAGAAACUUGGACCACCUGGUGCAGAGGGGUUUGCUGCAGGGAGCAGCACCAGCAGAAAGAUUCUUCGCUUUGUGGAUAAGAUUGCCAAAUCGAAAUACUUUCAAAAAGCCACCGAGAAUGAGUUCAUCAAGAAGAAAAUAGAGGAGAUGUCAAACACUCCACUUCUCCUGACUGUUGAGGUUCAGGAACUAGCAGGAGUGCUGGCUGUUAAUAUUCCACCACCCCCUACCGAUCGAAUAUGGUACAGCUUCCAGACUCCACCUCGACUGGAAUUUAAGGUGCGGCCCAAGUUGGGCGAGCGGGAAGUCACUUUCACACAUGUGACUGAGUGGAUUGAGAAGAAAUUGCAGCACGAGUUCCAGAAAGUCUUCGUGAUGCCAAACAUGGACGAUAUCUAUAUUCCCAUCAUGCACUCUGGCCUUGAUAAACCAGAUCAGUCCAAGCAAACUCCAGAGGAAGUCCCCGCCAAAGCCUCCUUUGAUUCGACAGACAGAUACUAAGAACUGAUUCUUGCAAAUGGCUGAAAACUUUCAGGAAAGAUACUUGCUA
Molecule: messenger RNA, 3250 nt
Organism: Rhincodon typus (whale shark)
Lineage: Eukaryota; Metazoa; Chordata; Chondrichthyes; Orectolobiformes; Rhincodontidae
Gene: tex2l
Product: testis expressed 2, like
Exons: 11
Coding region: 1-3201 (1066 amino acids)
Cellular component (GO): endoplasmic reticulum
Molecular function (GO): lipid binding
Source: RefSeq, a predicted model, not a curated record